AUGGCCUCACAGAACGUUACCUCAUACACUGCAGUUCCCAGAAGGAAUUCCGAUAGCCGUUUCUCUUUCGAAGACAUCCCAUCCGAAACACAAUCUGGAGGCCAUCAAGGCUAUGGACAUCCACAUGCACGGGGAAGCAUCAGCGACGAGGAUGACUCGCAUCCUCACGCAAAUAAACCAACUUCCACGGCACAAGCUGUACCCUUAACCACCGACCACCAGAGCAAUGAAGAUACAGUGCAGCCUGUAGAAUGGAAGAUAUCUCUCUACACGCCGAUAUCGAUGGUUGCCCUCUUUAUUUCCGGAGUAGCAGUCGCAGUUGGCCACCACCUCUUCUACUUGCGCUUCGACAAUAGUCCUGUGCGAGGAGCAGAUGAAGACUACACCUCUCAGGUCUGGAUCAUCCGAUAUGGAACGGCAUUUGCCUUUGUCACAAAGACACUACUAGCGGGUGCGAUUAUUGUAGCGUACAAGCAGCACAUGUGGAUCAACCUCCGGCAUGAGGCCAAUUCAGUGUCUACGAUUGAUGCGGUUUUUGCAGCUACCCACGAUCUGUUAUCGUUUCUUCAUCCUUCGUUCUGGGCUAGAGCAAAGAUUCCGGCGCUGAUGGCAUUGAUCGCAUGGUGUCUACCCCUCGCUGCUCUCAUUCCUCCUUCCACUCUCACUGUAACCGGCGCUCAGCUUUACAGCGAGCGAUCCACAAAAGUUCCAACCCUCAACCUCAACGACACCACACUGUACCAAAGUGACGGUAUUGGUGAAGGUACUUCACCCCUACUCCACCGCUUGACCAUCGCCACGGCCACAAGCAUGCAAAUCCUUCCCAUGCGCCGCACCCUCCCCGUCAACGCAACCUACACGUACUCCUUCGAUGCACCCUCCCUAAAAUGCACCCCCGCAGCCGGUGAUCAGCUACAGAACUUCACCGCCAUGCGCAAAGAAUCCAUCCGCCAAGUCCUCAUCGUAGCCGACCAACGCAGCUCCAUCGAUGCCGACAUGCGCUACCUCUCCUUCGCCGCCAACGCCUCAGGUCCCGGCAACGCAACUACCUAUGUAUCCAAAUGCGUCGCAGGUGAGAGCUUCGGCGACUGCGGUGCCAACUCCCCCAUUCCUACCUUCUUCAUGCAAAUGGGCAACGAAACCAUAACCUGCACCACACACAAUACAAACUUCACGGCGCUAUUUGGCGAUUUCGGGGGCCAAGACACUCAACCCGUCACCUACCUCUCGCACGAAUUCAAAGAACCCCUGAACACGGACGUAACGCGCAAAAUGUUCCGAGCCCUCUCCACCAUCCUCAACGGCUUCUUCGGCACCUUCGUCGGAGGCGGCGCAGGCGGCGGUUACUUUUCUGGCAAAGCAAUGAUACCCGACACCGCGCUUCUCGAGCUCCUCCAGCAAAACUUCCCCGAGCUACGCGAUGUCGUGCCCCAGGAAGCUUGGAUGUCGCAGCGGUCGAAUACAACGCUCGCGGCCAUGAUCGAGGAGCUCUCGCGGAACCAGACGCUUAGUCUCUUCGGCAACGAGCGGCUUUGGGAAACGGACGAGGCGAAGAAGGCAGAGGUGGCCGUUCGUUAUUUUAGUUAUUACAACAUGUACGAGUAUUCGCCACGGAAUCUCUGGGUCGCGUAUGGAGCGGCAAUUGUGUGUUCGUUUGCCGCGGUGCUACUGGGGCUUAGGGCUCUAUGGGUGAAUGGCGUGUGUCAUGAUAAUUCUUUCUCGGCGGUUGUGGCGGCCACGCGGAGUAGGUAUCUCGAUCGCCUUACACGGGGCCAUUCGCUAGGGGCUACGCCUAUGGGCGAGAAGAUUCUCAGGGCAAAACUGCGGUUUGGGGUUUUAGAGCCAGAGGAUGAGGUUGCGGCAAAGGGCAUGUGUAGGGCUGGGUUUGGUACGGAGGAUAGCGUUAUGACGUUGAAGAAGGGGCAAACUGUUUAUUGA
Molecule: messenger RNA, 1938 nt
Organism: Bipolaris oryzae ATCC 44560
Lineage: Eukaryota; Fungi; Ascomycota; Dothideomycetes; Pleosporales; Pleosporaceae
Exons: 2
Coding region: 1-1938 (645 amino acids)
Source: RefSeq, a predicted model, not a curated record